Molecule: messenger RNA, 1206 nt
Organism: Caenorhabditis remanei
Lineage: Eukaryota; Metazoa; Nematoda; Chromadorea; Rhabditida; Rhabditidae
Exons: 5
Coding region: 1-1206 (401 amino acids)
Source: RefSeq, a predicted model, not a curated record
AUGUUCUCUUAUCUAAGUAUACCGUUCUGGGGUACCGAAGAGAAAACUGAACAACUCCCAGAGGAUGCAAAGACUGAUGUCGUCACGGAAAAGGAUCUUCUUGAGCGUAUCUCUUUAACUGUGCUAUCUAAGGGGAGGAACAAGCGUCUAAGAACAGCGGCACUGGCAGAUGACCACUUCGAAGUUAACUUCACGGAUGAAUCCGCUGUGAUUGAAAAUCCGACGAUGCUGAAAGUCUCAAAGAGUGAGAUUAUUGAUUGGAGUAAGAAAGAGUCCUCAUGGUUUUUUAACCCAUUCGCAUCUACCAACAGUGAAAACUUCAAAAUCUUUGAAUUGGUAGAUCAAGUUCAAGCGAAGUUCCCGAAAAUCUUUUUUUCUCUAACCUUGCAUUCAAGUGACUUGAAGGACCAAGACGUCAUGAACGCUCUGAAAAAUAAGACCUGGAAGAAAGUGAAUAUCAUCGGAGGAGAAUUGAAGACCGAGGAUUUGGAUAAAAUCAUGGAAAUGGACAAUUUGAAAAAGGCUUUUGCGUUCAAGAACAUUAUUUUCCCAUUGGGUUAUAAGCAUGUAAAUGCCCUCAAAUUCGCUUCUAUCGAGUAUGAAGACGCUACGUGGCUUCAAAUCGACGACUUGCUAGCCGUCCAACACAAGCCGUCUAUCAUUCUUCGCUCAACAAAUUUCAUGUCGGAAGAAUUGAGUCUUCUACUGAAAAAGUGGCAGAACAGUGAGCACGACAUGUUCAAAUUCUUCAAAUGUUGCAAUAAUGAGUUGGAUAUGGAGAAAGUUCUGGAUGGUUUAGUGACUUUGAAUAUUGACUGGAAAAAAAAGAAAAAUCUCAGUUUUACUUUUAUUGGCGCCGAAAACAUGGAAAAUCGCGAUCUACCAUAUCUAAAAGUUGCUGCCUUUGGUCACACAAUUCAGCUGUUCCCAUUUGCUGACUAUAGAGGGAAGACUGAACCCAGAAUAAUGAGAAAUUUGAUGCAAAAGAAAAAGUUGGAAGACGAGUUGGCCGGAAAAGACGAGAAUGUUGCCCAAGAAAUAACUGCAAAACUUCAAGAGGUGCUCAACUUACUGGAAGAAGACCAAGUAUAUUAUAUCAAUGGAAAAGCCCAACGCAAAACUUCAAGAAUUGCUGCAAUGGCAAUUUAUACUGCGUGGUUUCGCACCAAAAAAACCGGACUGAGAGCUCAUCAACAUAUAUUUUAA